UCAAACGACGUCGUAUAAUACAACUUGUAGGCAUAUAAGGGCCCAAGCCCUAACACAUUUUCCCCAUUGCACUCAUUUUCCCGCCUCACGGUCACUCACUCACUCUCGAAGAAAUGGCCGACAAGAAAAAGCGCCGCCGUGCAGCCGCCGAUUCCGAUUCCGACUCGGAUACGCUUCAGUUCAAAUCGAAGCUGAAGCCCGACUCAAACAUCCUCCAGAUACUCAAAACCCUAAAAUCCUCCGCCGCCAACACCGCCGCUUCCGAAAAACCCCGACCACUCUCCGAACUCAACCUCGCCACCGCCUGCCGCGAAGUCGCGGAUCUCCCCCUCUCCUCCGUCCAAUCCACCAUCGAGUCGCUAGCCCUCUCACUCGCGCACUCAAUCCUCUCCGGCAACGGAUUCUCCUUCUCCGUCCCGUCACGCGCCGCCGCCAACCAGCUCUACGUCCCCGAGCUCGACCGGAUCGUCCUGAAGGACAAAUCCUCCAUUCGCCCCUUCGCCAACGUCUCCUCCGUCCGGAAAUCCACCAUCACCACCCGCAUAAUCCAGCUCAUCCACCAGCUAUGCCUGAAGAACAUCCACGUCACCAAACGUGACCUCUUCUACACUGACGUAAAGCUCUUCCAGGACCAAUCUCACUCCGACGCCAUACUCGACGACGUGUCCUGCAUCCUUGGCUGCACCAGAUCCAGCCUCAACGUCGUCGCCGCCGAGAAGGGGGUCGUCGUCGGCAGGUUAAUCUUCAGCGACAACGGAGAUAUGAUCGACUGCACGAAAAUGGGGAUGGGGGGAAAAGCAAUUCCCCCAAACAUAGACAGAGUCGGAGAUAUGCAGAGCGAUGCACUCUUCAUACUCCUCGUAGAGAAAGACGCUGCUUACAUGAGGCUAGCCGAAGAUAGAUUCUACAACAGAUUCCCCUGCAUAAUCGUGACCGCGAAAGGCCAGCCAGACGUCGCCACGAGGUUGUUCCUGAGGAAAAUGAAAAUGGAGCUGAAGCUUCCGGUUCUCGCCUUGGUGGACAGCGACCCGUACGGGUUGAAGAUCCUAUCCGUUUACGGGUGCGGGUCGAAGAACAUGUCGUACGACAGUGCGAAUCUGACGACACCUGAUAUAAAGUGGUUGGGGGUUAGGCCUAGCGAUCUCGAUAAGUAUAAUAUUCCGGAGCAGUGUAGAUUGCCUAUGACGGAGCAGGAUUUGAAGACUGGGAGGGAUUUGUUGGAGGAGGAUUUUGUGAAGAAGAAUCCGGGUUGGGUUGAGGAGUUGAAUCUGAUGGUGAAGUCGAAGCAGAAGGCUGAGAUUCAGGCGUUGAGUUCGUUCGGGUUUCAGUACCUUACCGAGGUUUAUCUGCCGUUGAAACUGCAGCAGCAGGAUUGGCUUUGAUGAUCUGUAAGGAUUCACUUUCAGGUAAUGUGUUUACAAAAAAGAUAUGUAUUGAUUUUGUAAGUCAUUUGAAAUGCUUGAAGGGUAGAAAAUUGCUUCUGUUGUGAAAUGGGAUGCACCAAUUUAAUCACUUCGUAUAAACGAGUCGAAAACGAACAAUUGGUUGUUCGAGCUUGUUUGAUCACCAAUUUAACCACUUCGUAUAAACGAGUCGAAACGAACACAUGGUUGUUCAAGCUUGUUUGAUCACCAAUUUAAUCAUUUCGUAUAAACGAGUCAAAACGAACACAUGGUUGUUCAAGCUUGUUUGAUCACCAAUUUAAUCACUUCGUAUAAACGAGUCGAAACGAAGACAUGGUUGUUC
Molecule: messenger RNA, 1746 nt
Organism: Erythranthe guttata (spotted monkey flower)
Lineage: Eukaryota; Viridiplantae; Streptophyta; Magnoliopsida; Lamiales; Phrymaceae
Gene: RHL2
Product: Spo11/DNA topoisomerase VI, subunit A protein
Biological process (GO): meiotic DNA double-strand break processing; DNA topological change; meiotic DNA double-strand break formation
Cellular component (GO): nuclear chromosome
Molecular function (GO): ATP binding; DNA binding; DNA topoisomerase type II (double strand cut, ATP-hydrolyzing) activity
Source: RefSeq, a predicted model, not a curated record